UUCAAACUGAAGAAGAGAGAAAAGAGGUGCUCUAGUAGCCAACAGUUUGUUGAUGGUCCCCCUGGACCUGUAAAGAAAACUCGUUCCAUUGGCUCCACAGCAGACCAGGGGAAUGAAUCCACAGUUGCAAAAACUACAGUGACUGUUCCCAAUGAUGGCGGGCCCAUUGAAGCUGUGUCCACUCUUGAGACUGUGCCAUAUUGCACCAGGAGCCAAAGGAAAACAGGUACUUUACAACCUUGGAACAGUGACUCCACCCUUAACAGCAGGCAACUAGAGCCAAGAACUGAGACAGACAAUGUGGGCACACCACAGAAUAAAGGAGGGAUGCGCCUGCAUGACUUUGCCUCUAAGACAGUUAUUAAACCUGAGUCCUGUGUUCCACGUGGAAAGCAGAUAAAAUUUGGCAAACUAUCUCUGAAGCGUCAAGACUGUCAUGUGGUCUCUCAUCCAGAAUGUCGGGACCGCUUUCCCAUUCCCUGCAUUCCUACCCUGAUAGGAACACCUGUCAAGAUUGGAGAGGGAAUGCUGGCAGACUUUGUGUCCCAGACUUCUCCAAUGAUCCUCUCCAUUGUUGUGAUGGUGUUAAUGAGAUUGAGCAGAGAGGUCUGACUGAGACAGGCCUGUAUAGGAUCUCUGGCUGUGACUGCACAGUAAAAGAGCUGAAAGAGAAAUUCCUCAGAGUGAAAACUGUACCCUUCCUCAGCAAAGUGGAUGAUAUCCAUGCUAUCUGUAGCCUUCUAAAAGACUUUCUUUGAAACCUCAAAGAACCUCUUCUGACCUUUCGCCUAAACAAAGCCUUUAUGGAAGCAGCAGAAAUCACAGAUGAAGACAACAGCAUAGCUGCCAUGUACCAGGCUGUUGGUGAACUGCCCCAGGCCAACAGGGACACAUUAGCUUUCCUCAUGAUUCACUUGUAACAGUGGCACAGAGUCCACAUACUAAAAUGGAUUUUGCCAAUCUGGCUAAAGUUUUUAGCCCUACAAUAGUGGCCCAUGCUGUGCCCAAUCCAGACCCAGUGACAAUGUUACAGGACAUCAAGCGUCAACCCAAGGUGGUUGAGCGCCUGCUUUCCUUGUCCCUGGAGUAUUGGAGUCAGUUCAUGAUGGUAGAACAACAGAACACUGACCCCCUACAUGUCAUUGAAAACUCAAAUGCCUUUUCAACGCCACAGACACCAGAUAUUCAAGUGAGUUUACAGGGACCUGUGACCACUCCUGAACAUCAGCUUCUCAAGACUCCUUCAUCUAGUUCUCUGUCACAGAGAGUUCGUUCCACCCUCACCAAGAACACUCCCAGAUUUAGGAGCAAAAGCAAGUCUGCCACCAACCUAGGAUGACAAGGCAAAUUUUUUGCUUCUCCAAUGCUCAAGUGAAGUCACAUCUGUCUAUUACUCCCCAGCACUGACCAACUGUAAGAAAGGACACACCUGUACUCUCUGCUCUACAGCUUCCUGUACUCAUUAAUACUUUUAGCAUUCUCCAGGCUUUGAAUCAAGUAUAAUUGUGCAUGAGGUUUUAUUAAAACUCUAUGUAUCUCCCCUUCCUUCUCCUCAAGUCACAUAAUAUUAGUACCCUAUGCUGGUCAUUGUUGGGAUCUUUUAGAUGAGAGAUCUUUCCAGGGAUAGAAGGGUUAGUAUGGAAUUGGUUGUGAUUCUUUUUGGGGAAGGGGGUUAUUAUCCCUUUGGCUUAAAGCCA
Callithrix jacchus (white-tufted-ear marmoset) is the source of this 1697-nucleotide messenger RNA. Lineage: Eukaryota; Metazoa; Chordata; Mammalia; Primates; Cebidae. The record is from RefSeq and is a predicted model, not a curated record.